Messenger RNA from Beauveria bassiana ARSEF 2860, 630 nucleotides. RefSeq names its product ribosomal protein S7. Gene Ontology annotation, cellular component: ribosome; cytosolic small ribosomal subunit. Gene Ontology annotation, molecular function: rRNA binding; structural constituent of ribosome; mRNA binding. The record is from RefSeq and is a predicted model, not a curated record. Bases 1 to 630 code for a protein of 209 amino acids. NCBI's taxonomy places the organism in Eukaryota, Fungi, Ascomycota, Sordariomycetes, Hypocreales, Cordycipitaceae. Gene Ontology annotation, biological process: translation; ribosomal small subunit assembly. The transcript is spliced from 3 exons.
AUGUCUGAGGGCGGUGAUAUCGACGUUCUCCCCAGCGUCCUUCCCAAGGACGUCGCCAAGGAGGUUGGCAAUGUCAAGCUGUUCAACAAGUGGGACUACGAUGUUGAGGUUCGCGACAUCUCUCUGACCGACUACAUUUACCUGAGCAAGCCCGUCUAUGUCACCCACUCCGCUGGCAAGUAUGCCGCCAAGCGCUUCCGCAAGGCCAGCUGCCCCAUCAUUGAGCGUCUGACCAACUCUCUAAUGAUGCACGGCCGCAACAACGGCAAGAAGCUCAUGGCUGUUCGCAUCGUCGACCACGCUUUCGAGAUCAUUCACCUCAUGACCGACCAGAACCCCAUCCAGGUCGCCGUUGACGCCAUUGUCAACUGCGGUCCCCGCGAAGACUCGACCCGAAUUGGUUCCGCCGGUACCGUCCGUCGCCAGGCCGUCGAUGUUUCCCCCCUCCGCAGAGUCAACCAGGCUAUUGCCCUCCUCACCACCGGUGCCCGCGAGGCCGCUUUUCGCAACGUCAAGUCCAUUGCCGAGUGUCUCGCCGAAGAGCUGAUCAACGCCGCCAAGGGCAGCAGCAACUCGUACGCUAUCAAGAAGAAGGAUGAGCUGGAGCGUGUAGCCAAGAGCAACCGAUAG